GGGGCUCCGCGGUGUUCGGAGCCACCUCCUCCCUAGCCCGGAGGGGCUCUCUCAUCAGGCUGCAGCCUCACUUUCCCCUGUUUCUCUUUUUCUUUAAAAAGCACCCCCACCCCUCUUCUGAUCACAGCAGCUGGUCCUUCCCCGGCUGCACUCUCGGGAGCUGCCCAUCCCUCCGGCUGCCGGCGAGGACGCGCGCUCAGCCCUGGGAGAAGCAAAGAAGAAAAACUUGUCGGAGGGGUUUCUCCAGCCUCCACUAACCUCCUUCUCUCGGAAAACACCAACCGCCCUCCGGGACGAGUCCUAAGUCUGGGAAAGUUCCUCCGGUGCUCAGCGCCCUCUUGGAUCUGGAACUGCACCGGCGCAGCCAGUGGAAUUAGAUCUGUUUUGAACCCAGUGGAGCGCGUCGCGGGCGCUCGGAGGUCACCGUCUGUGGGCGCCCGGGUGGCGCUGCCUGCGAAGACCCGGGACUUUGCCGGCCGGACUGCAAGUGACCUUUCCUCCCCGCACUUGGUUGAUUCUGUCUCGCCUGAGGGCUGCGAGGGUGACAAGUUGCGGUGAGAGCUCCCGAAGUUCGGAGAGGGCUGUGCUGUCUCUUCUUGCUUCUCUGCUACCCAGAGUGAAAUCCUAGCGAAACUGUCAGAGGCCUCCGGAUUCCACCCAAGACUCACCCACAGAGCUCGGCCGUGUCGCCCCAUCCCCAGGGAUAACCCCGGAGCCCAGGGCCUCAAGGAAAGAUUCGCUGGGCAGGGGAGGGAGGUCGCGGCAGCGGCAUGGCGAGGUUCCCGAGGGUCGACCUGGCCGUUGCAGGAGUUAUGUUACUUUGUCACUUUUUAACCGACCGGUUCCAGUUCGUCCACGGGGAGCCUGGAGACCAUCGCAAUGAUUGGAAGUAUGAAGUUGCAAACGUCUUUCCUCGGAGUGAAGAGGGGGUGGAAGUGAAUUCUCAAGCAUACAGCCACCGGUGGAAAAGAAAUGUGGACCCUUUUAAGGCGGUAGACACAAACAGAGCCAGCAUGGGCCAAGAUGCUCCAGAGGCCAGAGGCUUCGCCGAUCUGCUUCUGGAAGAUGCGCAGGACAAUAGCACCCAGAUUGAGGAGGACACGGAUCACAAUUACUACAUUUCUCGGAUAUACGGCCCAGCGGAUUCUGCCAGCAGGGAUCUGUGGGUGAACAUUGACCAAAUGGAAAAAGAUAAAGUCAAAAUUCACGGGAUACUUUCGAACACUCACCGGCAAGCUGCGAGAGUGAAUCUGUCCUUCGAUUUUCCAUUUUAUGGUCAUUUUCUAAAUGAAGUCACUGUGGCAACUGGGGGUUUUAUAUACACUGGAGAAGUUGUACAUCGAAUGCUAACAGCUACACAGUAUAUAGCCCCUUUAAUGGCAAAUUUUGAUCCCAGUGUUUCCAGAAAUUCAACUGUCAGAUACUUUGAUAAUGGCACAGCUCUUGUUGUCCAGUGGGAUCAUGUCCACCUGCAGGAUAAUUACAACCUGGGAAGCUUCACAUUCCAGGCCACACUCCUCAUGGAUGGGCGCAUCAUCUUUGGAUACAAAGAAAUCCCUGUCUUGGUCACACAGAUAAGCUCCACCAACCAUCCAGUGAAAGUCGGGUUGUCUGAUGCAUUUGUCGUAGUCCACAGGAUCCAGCAAAUACCCAAUGUUCGAAGAAGAACAAUUUAUGAAUAUCACCGAGUAGAACUACAAAUGUCCAAAAUUACCAACAUUUCAGCUGUGGAGAUGACCCCACUGCCCACAUGUCUCCAGUUCAACAGCUGUGGCCCUUGUGUGUCCUCGCAGAUUGGUUUCAACUGCAGUUGGUGUAGCAAACUUCAAAGAUGUUCCAGUGGAUUUGAUCGCCAUCGGCAGGACUGGGUGGAUAGUGGAUGCCCAGAAGAGGUACAGUCAAAAGAGAAGAUGUGUGAAAACACAGAGCCAGGGGAGACGUCUCAAACUACCACGACCUCACACACGACCACCAUGCAAUUCAGGGUCCUAACUACCACCAGGAGAGCUGUGACAUCACAGAUGCCUACCAGCCUGCCUACAGAAGAUGACACGAAGAUAGCACUGCAUCUCAAAGACAGUGGAGCCUCCACAGAUGACAGUGCAGCUGAGAAGAAAGGCGGAACCUUCCAUGCAGGCCUCAUUGUGGGAAUCCUCAUCUUGGUCCUGAUUAUAGCAGCGGCCGUUCUGGUGACAGUUUAUAUGUAUCACCAUCCAACAUCAGCCGCCAGCAUCUUCUUCAUUGAGAGACGCCCAAGCAGAUGGCCGGCAAUGAAGUUUCGAAGAGGAUCAGGACAUCCUGCCUAUGCAGAAGUUGAACCAGUUGGAGAGAAAGAAGGUUUUAUUGUAUCAGAGCAGUGCUAAAAAUUUUAGGACAGAGCAGCACCAGUACUGGCUUACAGGUGUUAAGACUAAAACUUUGCUUAUGCGUUUAAGACAAACAGACACACACCCACAACCACACACAAAGGAGCCCUAAACUGCUGUAGACAGAAGGGCGACGAGAUUCCUGGACAAGCCCGGCCCAGGAACAUUGAAAGGAAAACUGAGACUUGUACAAGACACCACGUACACUGAAUAAAGAAUUCCCUAGCGGAAUGACAUCCAUGGUUCACAAGGAACAUCUCCUGUGGACUUGCCAGGAGUGUGACGAGAUGACGAUGCUUUUGGGUUAGGUGCAGGGUUGCAAAGGGAUCAAGGAAACAAAUAUGAUAAUAAAUAAAGCUUUAGUUCACAAGGGAUCUACACCUUUGGUUCAAAUGUUCUUCUCUGACGUCUCAAAGAUAACCAUGUUCCAAAGCCUGAACACGUUCACUAGAAAGAGCACUGGUGAUUGUUUCCAGGUCGCAGGGAAUAACAGCUCACACAAGAGCAAAACCAAACAUGAAUAGAGGUUUUUCUAUAUUUUCCAAACAAACUAUCGGCAAAAGGAUUUUAAGUUUUGCUCUAGAUGUCAUUAUUCAAGACAAGUUUAUUACUCUGCAGGAUGAAUCUUUCAUCUGUUCAGGAGUUCAAACUACGCCUGCCUCUUCCUUGGUAAUGAAUACCCUUUCUGUGAGCUGUGACACAAUUCCCUAAUGUUAAGCUGAGGACUGGAGAGGAGGAAGUAGCCGGCGAGGUUGUCCAGUCUCUCGCUGUAGAAUAAGAUGAGAUUUGCUCUCUAAGGUGCUGCUUCCCCUCCCAGCUGGAGUCCUGUGGAGCCUCAUUUGCUCUUGGCUCAUGACAAUGGACAGAAAUAAGAAGAAUAAUCCUGAGAUCAUUUUUUUGAGACAAAUAUCUUAAGGGAAUUUUUUUUUUUGAAAUUCACCAUAUCUGUAUGAAAAACCCAUUUCAUUGUCAAUACCUAAGAUGCCAUUCAAGUGAACAUAUCCCUGGUGAUAGAAAAAAAAAAAGAAAUGAAAUAACCCUGCUGAAUCACACAGUAAUUUUCUUUAAAGCACAUAGUAGUUACAUAAAUAUAUAUAUAAAUAUAUUUUUGUUUAUAACUAACACAAGGCAGGCUCUUGUGGCUCUAAAGAGUGUAUUUUGUCAUCAAGACAAAACAAAUGCAAGAUGCAUCACUGGUUUCUUCCAUUACAUUGUAAAAUGAUCCUCAAUAUGUUUUAUGUUACUUCCAGGAGUGGUUCAUUCAGCUGCAGCAUGUAUCAUUUUGCCGCCUCUUGCAUCCCCUGUCCCAUUUACACCAACCCCUCCCGUCCUUGAUUCAAAGAAGCAGUUGUAAAUGUCCCUCAAGUAGAAUUUUCAUUUGUACUCAUGAUUGCAAUCCAAUUUUUUUGAGAAGUUUCCAUAAGUAAAGAAAGUCAAGGUACCAGUGAAGAAGGAAAGAGGUUAAGGUAAACCAUCUCCCUAACCAUGAGAUCAGGGACUGUGGCCUACAUUCCUACAAAUGGUUUGCCCUGUAAACCUUUCACAUUCUGUGCCAAGGAAGGUCCUGGCUCUUAUAAGGUACAGCAUUCAGCAUUUGCAGAUUCAGGUUUCUCAAAGCAAAGGUCCUUUACUAGUAGCACCUCACUGACAGUUUACAAUCUGGGUACAGUGUCUACACUGGACAGCUGAUGGUCACGUUAUCAUCUGCCAGAAGCAAGACUUCUUUUCCGUCACAUGUAUUUUGCUUUAUGCUUUAUACUUGCAGAUACUUCAAGUAUGUGACGAUGGUAACUUUUCCCUAACCUUAGUUUAAAAUGGCAGAAUGGAAAGAUAGAAGAGGAAUGUGGUUGCAGGAUGUGAUGACCAUCUGUGCCCCAGCUCUGCUCGUGUUAUAUAUGCAAUAUCUCAGCUUAUUCUUGUCAUUACAGUUUUGGUGAGAAAGCAAUUACCAAAUGACUUGCCAAUGUAAUUGGUGCAACUGGUAUUCUACAGACACAUAUGGAACACAUAGACGACUUCCUUUUAGGGGCGAGAUAAGGAUGUAUUCAUGCACUUUGGCAAUAAUUAUGGCUUCCAAUAGCAGUGGAUUGGCAGCUGCCUACAUAUCUUUGCAUAUGUUUUUCACUUCUUGCAUAAUUCCUUCAAGCAGUAAUAUUAACCUUAUAUCCUUCAAUGCCCAUCUUCCAACUUAGAUGUAAAAUAAAAUCAAUAGUUCUAUUAAAUGAAUGCACAAGACCCGGUAAAUUAUUCAGCAUGCCAAAGCACCAAGUAACAGGAGAAAAAUAACUAGAAGCCAAAAGGAUGCUAUGUUUUGUGGAAAUGUUCAAAAAUAAUUGAGAAAGAAUAAAAGUUCUGCUUUGCAUGAGUUCACAAGUAGUAAGAGAAAAUAUUGGGAAAAUCUCUUCUUGCUGUGAAAUUCUAGUUCUCUUUGUACUUCUGGUUUGUUCUUGAUUCACAUUUUCUUCAGAGGAAGGGCAUAGAGGGUUUCCAAAAACUCCAAAAAGGAGUCCAGUAUCAUGGACUUCAUCUGAAUUAUGCAUUACAAAGGGUAGACACAAGCAGCUUAGUCAAUAUUCUGUGAGAAUGAAGAAAGACUAGCACUGGCAGUUUUAUGAGAAAAAUGACAAUGGGGUGCAUACAACCUUAGAGGAAAUCAGAGAAAUGGUAUUACAAAGGAAUUUACAUUUGUCACCUGAAUUACUUGGAAGAUGUUAUUGGCAUGAUUGUGAAUGAUUGAGACCUUAUGGGGCAUUAACAAAUAGAAAGAGAACACUUAAAGGUAAAGGGCAACUGAGCAGAAAUAAUUUUAAAGAAAGGUUUUUAGGGUAUUUAGUAGACUCUCACAUAUAUGAUCUAGAGUGGUACUGUCUACUGUUAUGUCUUCUGGCCAGUUAUGGGUAGUGAUCUUUAAGCUAAAUAAAUUUACAUUCAGUUGUCUGGUCGCAUUUUGACUGAUCCAUAGACACACAUGGCUCAUGGCUACCAUUGUGGGCUACACACAACACUUCUAUCAUUGCAGAAAGUGUUAUUGUAGCAUACUAUAAUGUUUCAAUUGAACUAUUUGCUUUUGAAGAAAUAGUGGAAGAAAGGAAGGAAGGCUGGAGGGAGGGAAGGGAAGAAAGAAGGGAGGAAAGGUAUUUGAUAGUUCUUAGGUACAUUAAAGCAAUUAUUUUCUUGUUACCUAAGAGAUGCCUCAUAAAGAAAUGACGAGAAUACCAGUUGACAUGGCUUUGUAUUUUCAUAGUGUUUUCUUGGAAACACCACUUCAACUUCCGGGAGUCUCAAUUUUCACAUUGGAAAAAAAUUAAAUAUAUAUUUCCUGUCUUUUUUUGCAAGAUUAUUUUACAGACCGAUUGAUACAGAUGUAAAGACAUUUGAAACCUUACAACGAAGUGAUCUAUAAAGCACAUCUGUAGGGCAGGCACCAAAUUGCACAGAAGGGAAGAAUAGUCCAUCAAUCCAAAAGGCAACUCAUGGCAAUCAAGGCAAUAUAUUCCUGAGAAAGUAUCAAAACGCAUAGAGAAACUGCUCAAGUUUCUUUUGGUCCAUGUCUAUCUUUCCUGCCUCUUUCUCUUAUUGAUCAAAUCUCCUUUGUCUCCCUCAUUUGCCUGGACUCUGUCUUAUGUAGAGUCACUAUGUGCCUCAUUGUUUGUUUUGCUCAGGAAUCUCAGCAUCUUAGCAGAGGCUCUUUUGAAAGCAAAAUAAAUGACACUGCAAACAUUAGUUAUCUCUUAUUUAUUUUAUUUCUAUUAUAAAAGCAAGGAGCUGUGAUGUAAUACUAUAUAAAUAUGGGGGAAACUUGCUUUUGAUGUAAAUUCUACAAAUGCCAGACUUUAUAAAAGAAAUAAAACCACCUUAAAGUAUGUGCAUGUCCAGAUAAUGCAUAGUGUGAGAAGGCAUCUCAUACAACCUGUUCCUUUUACUGAUGUGAAAUCCAAGGCUUAUAUAGAUACAAUAAUUGUCAUUGGUGUCAAAAGUGGGGUUUGAACUUCAACCUCUCAAUUGCUUUUUCUCCUUUUGAUUGCUGUGGCUUACAUUCCUCUGUAAGUAAUUAAGACAACUAAACAUCUGGAAGUCAUAAUCCAUGAAAAAAUUGAUUUCACCUCAUAUAAGGAUGAUCUCUAUAUACUGUACUAUAGUAAGAAGCAUUGAAACACUACUCUUCUAUGCUGUUACUGUCAUAAGAAUCCUGUUGUUCUAUUUCAAAUGCCAUCUCUUGUGGGGGGAGUCCUUAUAUGUCCCCUCCCCGCCUCCUCAGCUGUGGUCAUCAGUUAGCAGUGCUAUUUAUAUUUGUCAUUUGAAUGUUUUUCUGCCUUCGUUUUGUUUCUACUCAAUGUUAUUUGAAAACUAAUACUGUUUAUUGAAGAAUUUCUGCCACCUAGAUAAUCACCAUUUUUUACUUGUUCAUGGAAACUGUUCAGAAACUUGUGUUCCAAGAAGGUCUUAUGGGAAAAGAUUGUGAGAUCAGGGGUGUUACCUAUGAAAUAUUCAUAUCGUUGUGUUUUUAUAAAGCACUUUACAUUUUA
This is a messenger RNA of Apodemus sylvaticus (European woodmouse), 6892 nucleotides long. It is a transcript of the gene Plxdc2, whose product is annotated as plexin domain containing 2. The record is from RefSeq and is a predicted model, not a curated record. The coding region runs from base 771 to 2363 and encodes 530 amino acids. The transcript has 14 exons. NCBI's taxonomy places the organism in Eukaryota, Metazoa, Chordata, Mammalia, Rodentia, Muridae.